Molecule: messenger RNA, 357 nt
Organism: Eucalyptus grandis
Lineage: Eukaryota; Viridiplantae; Streptophyta; Magnoliopsida; Myrtales; Myrtaceae
Exons: 1
Coding region: 1-357 (118 amino acids)
Source: RefSeq, a predicted model, not a curated record
AUGGCUCUCGUCACGAACGAGAUGAAGACCAAGGCCGAGGUCUACCACAGCGACGAGAUCUACCGCAAGAAGCUGAACCUCCUGCUGGCGGAGAUCGGCCUCGUCAUGGCGUCCCAGGAGAUCGAGGAGUACGGCUACGACAAGGGCGUGGGGCUGGUGUGGCUCAAGCAUUGCAAGAAGGCGAAGCAUAAGGUGGUUGACAACGUGGUUGUCUCCUAUAACACCGUCGUGUCGGCCUACGUCAAGCCCCAUCGGAUCCACAAGCUCCGCGAGGUGAAGCUAAGUGAGAUCCACAUCUACGGCGAGGGUGGCUCCCCAGUGCCCAUGGGCGAGCGUCGACCUAUGGCUUGUGGCUGA